This is a messenger RNA of Sander lucioperca (pikeperch), 1892 nucleotides long. RefSeq names its product serine/arginine repetitive matrix protein 1-like. Lineage: Eukaryota; Metazoa; Chordata; Actinopteri; Perciformes; Percidae. The record is from RefSeq and is a predicted model, not a curated record. The transcript is spliced from 5 exons. The coding region runs from base 41 to 1669 and encodes 542 amino acids.
UUUCACAACGCUAGUAUACAAACGAGAAAUCAUCGAGAAAAUGUUUAGAUCCAUUUUUGGACUAAAAUUCUUUGCAAGACCUCGGCCUUCAGGAGAUAUGGACUCUUCUUCGAAGAAGUCCAAACGAAGGAGUGAGAGACCUUCAUCUCCUGAAGACCUCAACCCUCCCACCAUCUUGAGGGAGCACGGACGACGGGGUGAGAGACCUUCGUCUAGUGGAGGCACCAACCCUUCUACCAUCAUGAAGGAGCACAGGCAAAGGGGUGAGAGCCCUUUGUCUUGUGCAGAAAACCAGCCCUCUAUCACCAGGCAGCAAGAACGAAGGAAUGUGAGCUCUUUGUUCAUCGUGGGCACCAACCCUUCUACCAUCAUGAAGGAGCACAGGCAAAAGGGUGAGAGCCCUUUGUCUUGUGCAGAAAACAAGCCCUCUACCACCAGGCAGCAAAUACGAAGGGGUGAGAGCCCUUCCUCUUCAUCCUCUGAAGACGACCAGCCUUCUUCCACCAGGCAGCGAGUACGAAGGUUUGAGAGCCCUUCGUCUUCAUCCUCUGAAGACGACCAACCUUCUACUCCAAGGCGGAAGCAAGCAUGGAGAGGUGAGAGCCCUCCGUCUUCAUCUUCUGAAGACGACCAGCCUUCUUCCACCAGGCAGCGAGUACGAAGGUUUGAGAGCCCUUCGUCCUCAUCCUCUGAAGACGACCAACCUUCUACUCCAAGGCGGAAGCAAGCAUGGAGAGGUGAGAGCCCUCCGUCUUCAUCUUCUGAAGACGACCAGCCUUCUUCCACCAGGCAGCGAGUACGAAGGUUUGAGAGCCCUUCGUCUUCAUCCUCUGAAGACGACCAGCCUUCUACUCCAAGGCGGCAGCAAGAAAAAAGGGCUGAGAGCCCUUCGUCUUCAUUUUCUGAAGACGACGAGCCUUCUACCACAAGGAGGCAGCAACAACGAAGUAAUUUGUACAUCGUAGACUUCAACCUUUCUACCACCUUUAGGCAGGAUGGAGGAAUUGGUGAGAACCAUCUGCCCUGCGUUGACAUUGACCACCCUAGCAUCUGGUGGGAGCGCGUACGAAGGGUCAACCCUUCAAACACCUUGAGGCAGGACGGAAGUGGUGACAGCCCUUCCUCUACAUUUUCAUCUUCUGAAGACGACGAGCCUUCUACCACAUGGAGUCAGCAAGAAAGAAGGGCUAAUAGCCUGAGUGCGAGAAAGGAGAGGGAGCUCGUUGAAAUACAAAAGCAGCGUUAUUCUGAUUUGAGGUGUGAAAAGAUGAAGAUAAAGAAGGAGAGGAAAACGUUUGGUCUGCUUUCAAGAAUAUACAUUUGGUGGCUCGAAUGGAAGAUAGACCGCAGUGCCAGGGAAUUCCAAUCAACCUGUGAGGAUGCGUGCUACCUCCAGGUUCAUGGUCACCUCAGAAAUCCAGAGAUAAUGGCCAAGAUCCAAAAAGAGCUGCUUGACCGAAGGAAUGAGCUGGCCGUUUCAUAUCGCAGACAAGUAUUUAAGUUGGAGAUGGAAGUGAGGAAGCAAAGACUGAAGAGUGAGGACACGCCCCCCCCUGUUGAUUCCCCCCACACCUGGUACCAACUCCAAUCAGCGCACCUGCAGAGGAAACAUACUCAGUCACCUCAGAAAUCCAGAGAUAAUGGCCAAGAUCCAAAAAGAGCUGCUUGACCGAAGGAAUGAGCUGGCCGUUUCAUAUCGCAGACAAGUAUUUAAGUUGGAGAUGGAAGUGAGGAAGCAAAGACUGAAGAGUGAGGACACGACCCCCCUGUUGAUUCUCCCCACACCUGGUACCAACUCCAAUCAGCGCACCUGCUGCUCAUCCUGCUCCAUCACCUGCCUUCAAAUGCCAGUCGGACUUUCCUCUCCCUGCCCGAUUGUUGCUUACCACUGA